Calliphora vicina (urban bluebottle blowfly) is the source of this 1026-nucleotide messenger RNA. RefSeq names its product odorant receptor 45a-like. Gene Ontology annotation, molecular function: odorant binding; olfactory receptor activity. The transcript has 5 exons. The coding region runs from base 1 to 1026 and encodes 341 amino acids. Gene Ontology annotation, biological process: detection of chemical stimulus involved in sensory perception of smell; sensory perception of smell. Gene Ontology annotation, cellular component: plasma membrane. The record is from RefSeq and is a predicted model, not a curated record. Lineage: Eukaryota; Metazoa; Arthropoda; Insecta; Diptera; Calliphoridae.
AUGUUGAUUUAUGCCACUGAAUGUAGACAUGAUUUGGAUUUGGUGACGGAUAUACUGGCACCUUUUUGGCAGGCAUUAUUGGCUUUAAUAAAAAUGUGGUGUUUUGUUUGGAAUAAGAAAAAGGUUGUUAAAUUAGUGCGCCAUAUAUGGUUGUGGAAUUUGGAAGGAUGUGGCGAUGAUUUGAAGAUCAUUGCAGAGGAAAAUCGCAUGGAUCAUUUCUAUUCCAUAUUAUUUUAUCGCGCAGUAUUGACAACUAUCGCAAUGGCCCUAUUAUCACCAAUUAUAGUUGCAUACUUUUAUUAUUUGAAGGGCUAUGGAUUUAUGGAGAAUAUUGAUCUUCCAUUAAAGGCAGCAUAUCACAUUGUGCUAGAACCUAAGUCAUACAACGGUUAUCUCUUGGCAUAUAUUUGGAACAUUAUUGCCAUUUUGUAUAUUCUUAAUGGUGCCUUAUCAAAUGAUACGCUAUUUUCCUGGUUUGCUCACAAUGUGUGCGCACAAUUUCGCAUUCUAAAUUUGCGCUUCAAAACGACAGCUAAUAACGGACGAAUACAGGAUGACGAGAGUAACUUUGUAAGAACCAUUAUACUUCACAUUAAGUAUCAUCAGCGUGUCAUUGAAUUGGCCAAUAAUUUCAAUGAUGUCUUCAUGGUGACGGUAUUCUUCAAAUAUACUCUUAGCUUUUUACAAAUAGCUUGUUUAAUAUUUCAAAUUGCCCGGGGCGGUGAAGUGUCAACAUUGCUGUUUCAUAUCUUAUUUUUAGUGUCUGUCUCACUGCAGCUGCUGUUGUAUUGUCGGGGUGGUCAAAGGAUAAUUGAUGAGAGUACCUCAAUUGCAGUGAACAUUUAUAACUAUUUCCAUUGGCAUGAUAUGAGUAUCAAAUCUAAAAAAUUAUUGCUUUUACCCAUGAUGAGAGCCCAAAAGCCUUGCAUUUUAACUGGUGUCUUCUUUGUGGCCGAUUUACCUUUAUUUUUAUGGGUUUUAAAAACGUCUGGGUCUUUGUUUACUAUGCUCAAAUCUAUGGAAUGA